GUUCCCUCGCCAUCACCAUAGGCUCGGUCGCCCCGAAAUCUGGGCCCGCCAGCAGCUUCUGCCAAUCAGAGCCAUCGGGCUGAUCGUCUCCGCUGCAGCUCGUCUCGCGGCGCCUAUUGUGAGCAUGCCCUCCUCGGGCAAGAAGGUUGCGUCGACCGCGACCGCCGAACCGCCGUCAAAGAAACGCAAGCUCGACGCGACAGAGCAAAAGUACUACGCCGUCCGCGCCGGCUUCAAGCCCGGCGUCUACACUACCUGGGCCAUCUGCCAACAGCAAAUAACCGGUUUCAAGGGAGCUCAGUUCAAGUCUUUCCUCAAUUACGAAGAUGCUUCGGCGUUCGCUGCCGGCCGCGACCCUCCUUCCGCAAGCAGCGAGAGCAAGCCGCCGCGGUUCUACGGCGUCGCGGUGGGACGCAAGCCGGGUGUGUACACGGACUGGUCGGCUGCACAGGAGGCGAUUGUAGGCUGGAAGGGGCCCAAGUUCAAAAAGUUCGACACACGGGCGGAAGCCGAGGCGUUUGUGCGCUCCUACAGCGCCUCGGGUCGGGGGCCAACGUCUACUGCUGCUUCCGAAACGGAGCAGGACGGGGUCGAUUCGGUUGAAGAACCGCCUCAUAAGAGAGCCAGGGCAACCUCGAAACCGACAAAUACACGGACUGACGUGGUCGUCAUCUACACAGAUGGGAGCAGCCUAGGGAACGGCCGGCUAGGCGCAACCGCUGGUGUGGGGGUCUACUUUGGUCCUGGCGAUCCCAGAAAUAUUUCCGAACGCCUGAAAGGCGAGACGCAAACCAACCAGCGAGCCGAGCUCACGGCCAUCCUCCGCGCCCUCGAGACUGUCGAUCUCACACAAGACGUCGAGAUCCGCACCGACAGCAAGUACGCUAUCCAGUGCGUUACCGAGUGGUACCUCAACUGGGAGCGCAACGGCUGGAUGACCCGUGCCGGACCCGUCAAGAAUCAGGAUCUCGUCCAGCUGGUCCGGGACAAGCUCGAUGAGAGGGAAGCCAAUGGUGGCCGCACCCAGUUCAUCUGGGUCAAAGGACACGACACGGACCAGGGUAAUAUCGCUGCGGAUCGGUUGGCGGUUGAGGGCGCACAGAAGUGAUACCCUUCGAUGCUGUUGGGCGCGGGGCGUUUUAUUGGGAGUUGGCGUGCAUUUUCUGACCCAACAACACUAUGAGCCAUCGGCGGGUUGCAUCUUACAGUGAGCGUUCAUUUUAUCGGAUCGGCGUUUAUCCUAUGGUUCGCACUCGACUCGUCCUGGCACCCAAGCAGGGCCGAUCGAAAGAUUUCCUAGCUUUGCUUACGUAUGUACCUAUGCAUUCCU
Messenger RNA from Thermothelomyces thermophilus ATCC 42464, 1330 nucleotides. RefSeq lists its product as uncharacterized. The transcript is spliced from 3 exons. Gene Ontology annotation, biological process: DNA replication, removal of RNA primer. The record is from RefSeq and is a predicted model, not a curated record. Bases 125 to 1108 code for a protein of 327 amino acids. NCBI's taxonomy places the organism in Eukaryota, Fungi, Ascomycota, Sordariomycetes, Sordariales, Chaetomiaceae. Gene Ontology annotation, molecular function: RNA-DNA hybrid ribonuclease activity; nucleic acid binding; magnesium ion binding.